AUGGCGCGACCUUUGGAGGACGUGUAUUGCACGCUUCUUAUGAGCGACUCCUACUUACCUGGAGCUGCUGUCCUCGCCCAUUCUCUACGCGAUGCCGGCACGACGAAGAAGCUGGCCGUGAUGAUCACGCUGGAAUCAUUGUCAGCCGACACCAUCACCGAACUCAAGUCGCUGUAUGACUACGUGAUACCUGUCGAACGCAUACGCAGCCUGAACAUGACCAACCUCUAUCUUAUGGGCCGUCCCGACCUGUCGUAUGCCUUCACAAAAAUCGCUUUGUGGAGACAAACUCAGUUUCGCAAGAUUGUAUACCUCGACGCCGAUGUGGUAGCAUUGCGAGCGCUGGACGAGCUGUUCGACAUCGAGGCGCCCUUUGCAGCAGCACCAGAUAUUGGCUGGCCAGAUGCGUUCAACAGUGGUGUCAUGGUCAUCAAGCCAGACAUGGGCGAGUACUGGUGCCUUCAGACAAUGGCUGCUACUGGCGACAGCUUUGAUGGUGCAGAUCAGGGCUUGUUGAACCAAUACUUCGAGAAUCGCCCAUGGCAACGGCUAAAGUUCAGGUACAACUGCACACCGAACGCCGAAUACCAGUGGGAGCCAGCAUACAGGUAUUACAAGCGGGAUAUCAGUGCUGUACACUUCAUUGGCAAGGAUAAGCCGUGGUCCAAGAACCGCACAGCUGGGCAUGGCGUUUACGGCGAGCUUUUGGCUCGGUGGUGGGCUGUACACAACAGGCACCUGCACGACAAGCCAAAGGCAGUUCUACCAGAGUCUCAGGGUACAGGUGAGGUCAAGAGCAGCACAAAUACUGCCUUGCAGCCCCAUACCGUCCCUGAUAUCACUAUUGAUGAACCUGCCCCAACCGCCGAGCCCUCCAUGACCGACACUAGCGAAAUAGCUGAGGAUAUUGACCAAGGCUUAGUUGAACCCACAUCUACAGUACAGCAGCGCAAGUUCUCUGCCCCAGAGAUGGAGUGGGACGCGACAAAGUUCGAACCGCCAGCGCAGUCUAAGCCUGAAGCUGCCAACUUCCCGCGCGAAACGUACACUUUCAACGAGAGCAAGCAGCUGUUCCAAGCACCACCAGUAUACCCGGAGCCGCCUCGAGACAUGUGGUACAAGGUACCAGAGACCAAACCAAAGCCUUACGAAGCACCUAGACCUAUCUUCCCGUGGGAGAGGGAGGCCACACGACCUAAGCCUACGCGUGUCUUUGCGGAAGAUCAGUCACCAGAGCCGACCCCUGCACCUGCACCUGCAUCUGCACCAAUACCUGCACCUGAAGUUUCGGAGUUCGAAGCUUCACCACCGGUAUCUGAAUUCACGACUACGCAUUAUGAGAGCAAUCAAGAUCAAUGGACACGGGCGAAGCCCACAAGGGUCUGGAGAGAUGAUCCUCAAGACUUCAAGCCAAGAACUACCGAGGAGUCGUGGCAAGCCUUUUCGCAGAACAGUGCUAAUGCGUGGGAUAGUGUUCCAGGCAUUGACUCAUAUGUACGGUCAAUCAUGGACUCGCAGGCAAAACGUGGCAAAGUACAGGUCUUGCAACAGGCGACUGGCACAGACGAUAUAGGCUCGCCGACACUCUCCCGCAAGGAACGCCGCGAGAGUCUGAUUCUUACCGAUUUUCCAACAGCUAUGGAACGACCCAGCCUGCCAGUCACUCCAGCACCUGUACGACGUCCAACAUUCUGGGGCGAGGAAAGGGGUGAGGCGGGUGAACUGCCGGCAGCGGAGGGCGUGCCGGACCAAAACGAAUGGGUAUGUCCACAGUGCGGCUUCUCCUCUUCCCAUGCAUCCGCUUUUGGUCGCCGCCGCGGCUCCUUCGCCUCUGUAAGCAAGCAUGUUAAACCUCCCACGUCCACUGUUGCAUCUAUCAUCGAUGCUCCCGGCUCGAACCAACUUGAAAAGAAUGAAACAGUAGACUUGAGAGAUGAGACUCCGCUUGCAGAAGAACAAGAAGCAGCGCAAGAGGCUCUCGAAGAAACAGAUGAAGAGGCACAAGGCCCAACGGGAUCAGAGCUGAAUCCUCGCAACGGACUGAGCGCUACCGGCGUGCCACUGGCUUCUUUGACCGACCCUAGCCUUUUUCUGAGUCAACUCUAA
Macroventuria anomochaeta is the source of this 2106-nucleotide messenger RNA. Its product is annotated as glycosyltransferase family 8 protein. The transcript has 3 exons. The record is from RefSeq and is a predicted model, not a curated record. Gene Ontology annotation, cellular component: cytoplasm. Gene Ontology annotation, molecular function: glycosyltransferase activity. The coding region runs from base 1 to 2106 and encodes 701 amino acids. Lineage: Eukaryota; Fungi; Ascomycota; Dothideomycetes; Pleosporales; Didymellaceae.